AAACCAGUCAGCAUUCCAAUCAAGGUUAUCUUUCUUUGAUUCUUUCUGUUUCUCUCUCUAUCUUCUGUGUCUCUUUUUGUGUUCCUAACUCCCAAAAGUUCCCAGUUGUGCUCUACCACUUCCUUUCUUUGGUAAUAAUCUAACUGGUAACAUUUUCCCCCGUUUAUUCUAUAUGCUUUCACUGAUCCAGAUGAUGCUAGCUAGAUCAAUCCAGCUACGGUGAAAUCAUUAAAACUAAAACCCACCACUCCAAAGCUUUCAUCAUAUCCUUGCAUGUUAACAACCUUCCUUUUGUGUGGUAGAUUCUUUUUUAUAUUCUUGUGUUUAUUGUUAGCCAGAUCUGAAAGUAGGUGUGCUAUACUAGGGUUUUUUUUAUGCUAAGCAAAAAAAAGUAAAUUUCUUUUUCUUUAUAAGCAUAAUAUUAUGCUUAUAUAUUUAUUUUGUUUAGAGAUAAAGCAUGAGAUUAUGGAUGGAAGGAUGUAUGGGUAAGAGUUCAAGGUUUUUUUUUUUAAGUUGUAAAAUUAAUUUUAAAAUUUUCUAAUUAAAAAAUACUUGUUUCAAUUUUAUAUAUAUAUAUCAUUUAAGAUUAAUUUAUAUGCAUUUAAAAGUUUAAAAUAAAUUUAAAAUGACACGGAAGAAGAUCAAAAUAAAGAAGAUCGAUAACAAGGCAGCGAGGCAAGUAACAUUCUCUAAGAGGAGGAGAGGGCUGUUCAAGAAAGCUGAAGAACUUUCUGUGCUAUGCGAUGCUGAGAUUGGCCUUAUUGUUUUCUCAGCUACUGGGAAGCUCUUUGAUUAUGGCAGCUCCAGUAUGAAGGACAUAAUUACAAGGUAUUAUAGGCACUCCCAUGUCAUCAACACCAGACCUUCACCGGAACCGCAGCUAGUGGAUAACAAUAACGCCAAAUUGAGUAAGGAAAUUGCAGAUAGAAGCCAAGUACUAAGUCAGAUGAAAGGCGACGAUCUUCAAGGACUAGACCUAAAUAAGUUGCGGCAAUUGGAGAAAACACUUGAAAAAGGACUCAACCGCGUGAUUGAAAUUAAGGAAAAGAGGAUUAUGAGUGAGAUUUCCGACCUUCAGAAAAAGGGAAUUGAGUUGGAAGAAAAGAACAAACAUUUAAAGCAAAAGAUAGAGGCAAUGUUGGGUAAAGCAAAAGUUCCUUCCCUGGUAGGCUCAAAUAUGAAGAUGCAAGAAGGUGUCUCAUUAGAGACUAUGAAUGGUAUUAGAAGUUGCAUAAAUGACCUUCCUCUUGAGGAUGGUUCUUCGGACACAGCUCUUAAGUUAGGGUUGCCCUUCUUUAACUGAAGAUGUAACUUAGUGAAAGAGUCUAGUCCCAUUUUGGCGUUACCAAUAAUUUUUAUUUACAUUGUGCCCAUAUGUUUUUGUUGGAUUUGUUUAUAUGGAUGAGAAGUGUAUUUUAAAUGUAAAAAUGUAAAGUUAUAGUUAUUAAUUAAAAAAUCAUCGAAUUGCAUUAUAACAAUUUCACAAUUCGUAAUAUAUUUAUAUGUAUUUUUAUU
Messenger RNA from Abrus precatorius (Indian licorice), 1515 nucleotides. RefSeq names its product MADS-box protein SVP-like. Lineage: Eukaryota; Viridiplantae; Streptophyta; Magnoliopsida; Fabales; Fabaceae. Gene Ontology annotation, molecular function: RNA polymerase II cis-regulatory region sequence-specific DNA binding; DNA-binding transcription factor activity, RNA polymerase II-specific; protein dimerization activity. Bases 626 to 1303 code for a protein of 225 amino acids. Gene Ontology annotation, cellular component: nucleus. The record is from RefSeq and is a predicted model, not a curated record. Gene Ontology annotation, biological process: positive regulation of transcription by RNA polymerase II. The transcript is spliced from 8 exons.